This is a messenger RNA of Procambarus clarkii (red swamp crayfish), 5971 nucleotides long. Its product is annotated as CUGBP Elav-like family member 1. Gene Ontology annotation, biological process: mRNA splice site recognition; regulation of alternative mRNA splicing, via spliceosome. Gene Ontology annotation, cellular component: nucleus; ribonucleoprotein complex; cytoplasm. Gene Ontology annotation, molecular function: mRNA 3'-UTR binding. NCBI's taxonomy places the organism in Eukaryota, Metazoa, Arthropoda, Malacostraca, Decapoda, Cambaridae. The record is from RefSeq and is a predicted model, not a curated record.
AGUUGUAUCCUCCUGUUUCAGGGGGAUGAAUAGCGUGCAUCGGGAACCAGACUCAGACGCCAUCAAAAUGUUCGUGGGCCAGAUCCCCCGCUCCAUGGACGAGAACGAUCUCCGUAAGAUGUUCGAGGAGUACGGAGAGGUCUACCAGAUAAACGUCCUACGAGACAAGGUCACAGGCCAGAGCAAAGGAUGCUGUUUUGUGACCUUCUAUGCCCGCAAAUCUGCACUCGAGGCCCAAAAUGCAAUGCACAACAUAAAAACAUUGUCUGGCAUGCACCACCCUAUUCAGAUGAAGCCCGCUGACACAGAGAAUAGGAAUGAACGUAAACUGUUUAUUGGUAUGCUAAGUAAGAGAUACAACGAACAAGAUGUGCGUGUAAUGUUCUCAAACCAUGGAACCAUCGAAGAAUGUACAGUUCUCAGAGAUGCCAGUGGGCAGAGCAAAGGUUGUGCUUUCGUGACUUUUUCUUCUCGCCAGUGUGCCAUCAAUGCCAUUAAAAAGAUGCAUCACUCCCAAACAAUGGAGGGUUGUUCUUCUCCGCUCGUAGUGAAAUUCGCCGACACUCAAAAGGAAAAGGAUGCAAAACGUCUCCAUCAAGUGACUCAAAACCUAUGGAACGUUGCCUCGGCAAAUAACCUUGCAGCACUUGGCCCUCAAUACCUCGCUAGAGAGAGAGAGCGCGGAAGAGAGAGCGUUUCCUCUGCUAACAACCUGGUCGCACUUGGGCCUCAGUAUCUGGCUGCGUACUUACAGUUGCUCCAGCAGCAGGUGGGCAGCUCAGCUGGUUCAGGUGCAACAGCUGGCAGUCUAGCAAACCAGCUAGGUAGUCUUCAACAACUGCCUUCCCUUAAUAAUGUUAGUGUACAGCAACUCUUGGCAGCCUCACAGGGAAACUUGGCAACUCAACAGAUGUUUGACUCAGCAGGCUCUCAUUCCUUAGGUCUGAGUGGUUUGGGGUCUCUAGGCAGCCUCAAUCUGCCUACUUCAACUAAUGGUUCCCAGGAUACAAAUCUUCAGGGAUUAUUAGCUUCCAUGAGCUCACAAAACACAGGGUUGGGUAUGAACGUGCAGAACCUAGCAUCACUGGCGGCCAUGACAGGUGGCAGUACGACGGGACUUCAAGCUCUCACCCAGCCAGGUAUCACAUUCCCUACUUCUCCCAGCUCUCCCUUCACCCUCACCGACCCAGUGCUGACUGGGCUCACAUCAUCUUUAAGUGGUUUCCCCAACAAUGUUACUGCCACUGCCGGGUUAGGAGCUGCAUCAUCAUCUAAUCCUGCAGGCAAACAAGUCGAGGGGCCUGAUGGUGCAAACCUCUUUAUCUACCACCUUCCACAGGAGUUUUCAGACCAAGAACUUGCCCAAGCAUUCUGGCCAUUUGGCAAAGUCAUCUCUGCAAAGGUUUUCAUUGACAAGCAAACCAACCUUUCUAAAUGCUUUGGAUUUGUCUCGUAUGACAAUGCUUUGGAUGCACAACGUGCAAUUCAGCACAUGAAUGGUCAACAGAUUGGUAACAAGCGCUUGAAGGUGCAGCUGAAGCGUUCCAAAACUGACUGCAAGCCAUACUAACAGCUGCCAUGUUGUGCUGUUCUGCCCCGUGCCCCGUAUUGCCUGCCGUCCGUAUAACAGUGUCUACGUCCUUCUCCCAUCUUCGUAGCACGUCUCAUACGUACGUAUGUAUACGUAUGUGUAUGCCAUGUGGUUGUAUACACUGUGCAGCUGCUGUCAAGUCACUCAUGCUAACAGAUUACUAACCAGUCAUCAAACCUGUCAGCAUACAUAAACAUGAUAGGCAUCAAUUAAACCUUGAGCAGUGCUUGUCAUCAACACAGUUUUGAUAUAAUGACAAGUAACUUCACCAAAAGGCUAUCGUUGCUAUUCUCUGUACAAACCAAAAAUGUUUAAUGAUAUAUACAUACUACAUUUUUAAUAGUUGUUUACUUAAGGAAUAAAUGCUGUAUACUGUCUUUUUAUCAAUUUUCUAAACCAAUGAUAACAGAAAGAGAUGGUUCAAGGUCGCUUCUAAUAAAUGACUAACUACUCAUUUUUAUUGGUGAGUGAACUCAUAAGAUGCGACGGUAGCUACUUGCAAAAAAUUUUCUUGCAGAAAUUUAAAAUUAAAACAGAGUUAGUUGUUUUUUAAUUCACAUUUAGUUCCAUAUAUGACAGAAUUAAGAUUUUCUAUGGAAUGGACAUUGGUUCCAUAUAUUUUAGUAGGAAUUAUACAUGGCAGCUUUACAACUUCAGACAUUAACUUGAACAUAGAUGAUAUCCUUAUGUACUUAUUAUGUGCCAUGGCUUCUUGAAACAUGUAAACACUAAAUAUUGUGUUUUAGAUAUAUAUUUCAUGGAAUACAUGUUUUGUAAAUGUGCUAAUAAAUCUGGAUGCAUGCUUAUAAUAUUCAAAUAUUGUCUUGUACUUCAAUGUACUGCACAAAGUGAUUAUUAAUUUUAUCAGUACAAAAGUGAUAACUUUUGUAUAUUGAUUGUACUCCAAGGUCAUAUUUUUAUAGCAGUCUUUGCAUUGCUAAUUUAGGACAUUGAUCAAUGUUUGUCUUCAAGAAUUUUUAGAUAUAGGAUGACAAAUCUUCCAGUCAUUUCAGCUCUCGUAAACACCUAAGAACACUAAGAGGAGGUGCUUCAAAUAUUACUUCAGAUAGUUAAUAGUUACCCAGAGCGAACAUAAGGGUGAAAAAGAAAUUACCCUGCUCUCACUGGCUACCUAUUAUUAAACACAACCUCUGUUAUAGUAUUUAAAGCAUUCAACAACUACGCUUAGAGUAGGACCUGAUAUAAUUACCGAUAGGUUCAUCUCUUUAGCAUAGCUGUGAUAUUAAGCGACUGUGCUUACACAUUUAUUAAUUAGUUAACAAAGUGCCAUAGACUGGCAAUAGUGAAUGUAGGCCAUUAUAUCUCUUCAUUUUCAAGGGAGGCACAUUUUUGAAGCAUUGCUAAUGGAUUCUUUUAGUGUUCUUACUCAUUGAAUUCGGUUUGAGAGUUUUUAAGGAUACCUCCAUGUGUCAGGGGCCAGGACGGAGAGUAGCCAAGAAGAGGCAGUGUUGGGCAAAGAUGAUAACUAGUCUAACAUUGGGAGUUUCCAUUAAGAGGGCAUCCCCCCCUUCAACUUUGAUGCUUCAUUCAUAAUUUUUUUUUUUUUAUACACGCAGUACAUAUUUCAAAGAAUGCAGUGGAAGUUUGCCACAAAAAGUGGGUUGGUUCUCUGCUCACAUUUCUCAUAUUAGAUGAAUGAUGAAUAAUGUUCAGCCAACGUCUUAUUCACUUAAAUGAGUGAUUAAUAAAGCUUAAAUAAGUAACUAUUAUCUUUUUAUAAAAUGCUAUAUUCCACAGGUGGGAAUAUUGGCUAAAAUGAUUUUUUAUUUAAUUUUUUCUUUUCAUUAUAAUAUUUUCAUGUAAUUUCUUUCUGUAUUUUAUUUUAUUUAUUUUUUAGUUUUUCUAUUUUUGGUCAGGCAGAUUAGAAGGUGAGACUUGUUACUAUGAAAAACACAAGGUAGCAGGUCAUUGUGAUUUCAGAUAGACAAGUGUGUCUGUCUGGCUCAUAGCCCUAGGCUAACCAAAGACUAUGAAAAUGUGUUUGUCUAUGUUUGUUGUACCCAAGCCACGGUAUUGAAGGGUGUACAACCCAUUAACCCUUGUCACUGCUACGUCUGUUUGCCGAAAAUGGAGUCUAUACAUGUUAUUUAUUAAAACUGGUAUGUUGAUGUUAUUCAGUGUCUCCUCUGUUCCUUUUCCAGUUUUAUUGACUGAAGUGGGGUGUUCCAUUUGAAUGUAAGGCAGACAAUUCACUCGCCAAAAGGUCAAUGCCAUCUCUGUGCCUUUAUUUUACAUUGCUUACAUUUGUGCUUAUAUUGCAGCUAUGAGGAAGCCAGUCCUAAGUUCCAUUAAAUGGUCCGAGAGACGUUAGAAGAUACCCUGUUACAAUAUAGGAGAGCUUUCAUGUGUAGGUGGAUGUGCUAUUUAAUGUAGUUGUGUUAAAAGAUAUAUAUAUAGAGGUAGGUAUAGAGGGAAGUUAUUGAUUUAUUUGAUUCUGUGUUUUUGAUUAGUGUUGUAUUCAGCAGUAAAUAUGGUAAAUAUAUAUUCAGUGUAUCUAAUGUGUUCUGUUGGGUUUGUUUCGAAGAAUCAUUAUGUAUGCAUGUAGUCUUUAGUUGUUUGGUUUUCUUUGAUUUCACAGGUUAUGUCAUCAAAUCAUUUCCUCGAUGUAACCUUUUACCUCUGUAGGCUCUAGCCUUUUUGUUUUAUGUUAUACUGGUGUGUGAUUCACCAUUGAUUCUGCAAGAUGAUGGGUUUAUUUGGAGUUCACUGAAGACAUCUUACCUUGACAACCAAGCACCACUUUAUUUUAUCAUCAGAGUUUUUGGUGAAUUUGUAUCCCAAGUGUAAGGUUAGGUGUCUUAGUUUUUUCUGUGUACACCUAUAAGAAGAUGGUCCCAUUUCUUUUGUGUGUUGUAUUCUUCUGCUUUUGUUAACUUACCAUAUUGUAAAAAAAAGUUACUGAGUAAGGGGAAGUGAUUUACAAAUACUGGUCUGUAUUUGUAAAGUUAUUAAUAUGAAUUGUAAUUUUAAUAGUUUCAUUCAUUGGAAAGUAUUAUAAAAUAAUAAUGUGUCCUAUACUGUAAUAUAAAAAUUGAGUAACCCCUAAAGAAACCAUUUUAAGUUUGAGUAUAUUUCUUCUGUAAGGAGUUAUACAGUAUUUGGUAUCAAAUUAAUGCACUGGGGACAAUUUAUCAAUAGUAAUAGUAAACAAAACUGUUUUUUGUACAUGGUCUCAUAAGGCACAGUGUUUGUAAUUCUUCCCCAUCUCAUUAGAGUGACAGUUUUCACUCCUCACUUCUUGCAGCGGUUAUCGUUAAGCUACCUGUACUCAGGAAAGACUCUCAUUAGGGAGUUGUUGUCCUGUCCCUAUUAGCCAGAGGACUAACAUUCAGAAGAAAUAUGUGAUUUUGAGUCAUUGCCACACCAAUAUGUGUAAUUAUUGUUCACGUCAUAUAAGGUAUUUUCCAUUGAUUGUGGAAAUUUAUAUUUAUGUCAAUGGAAACCCUGUUCACAACCUAUAACUUCAUGCUGGAUGCCAAAAGCAUGGCCCCCCAUUUCAGGCUCUGAAAUGUACUGUGAUUUAAGACCACUGAAUGUGCAUAUGUGUAAAUGUUUUGCUUUGUAUGGGUCUGUUAGGAAUGACAAAUUUUCACCCAAAAAAUUUAAAAAAAUUGAAAGAGUUGAAGCUCCUGUCUUUAAUAGCCAUAAAAUAAAAAGCAUUUUAAUACACAACAUUAAAUACAAGCUAAUAAAACAGGCGACAUGUUAACAGUCACUCAUGCGUUAUCAUUACUAAAGAUAUCGGUCAUGUGGUUAUCCGUUUCCUAUUUACUUUGUCUUACUCCUCAUGUUGUGAAUUGGUUGUGUAGGGCUUUGAAAUGUAUGUUCAGUGCCUGUUUGGGGAGAUAAUAGAAGUGUAUUGUCUGCUUGCACAUUAUGAGUGUACUUUAAGAGAAGUGUUUUACAGUAAUGCCUGUCAAAAAGAGGAAAAUGUGUUAUCCCUUAUGUGUUUAUUUAAGAGCUAGUAAGUCGAGGCCUAAUAUUAAAUCAUAUUCUUGUGUGUAGAAAAUAGAAGAUUUUUUUUAUUUUUAUUUUUUGAAGUUGUAGUAUAAAUAAAAAGGGAUGUCAGAGAUGUAUUAUUAGUUGUAAAGUAGAUUAAUUUUGUAGUAAUUUGCAAAGUACAGUACAAGUUAAACAUUAAAUCAUAUUAAAAUUUAAAUCUAAUUUUAACUUCUUCUGUUUUGACAACACAAGAAAACACCUGUUUAACUUCUUCCUGUUUGGAUGUAUCAUUGUGCAAGGGGACAAUACCUGUCAUGUGAGUAGUUGUAAUUUUCUACUUCCAAGCAGCCAACCCGUAAUUUUGUAAUGAAAUGUACAAGGAUAUAGCAGCAGAAGAAUAAAGUAUUUUCAAAGGAA